This is a messenger RNA of Syngnathoides biaculeatus (alligator pipefish), 4701 nucleotides long. RefSeq names its product lutropin-choriogonadotropic hormone receptor-like. NCBI's taxonomy places the organism in Eukaryota, Metazoa, Chordata, Actinopteri, Syngnathiformes, Syngnathidae. Gene Ontology annotation, biological process: male gonad development; follicle-stimulating hormone signaling pathway. Bases 181 to 2082 code for a protein of 633 amino acids. Gene Ontology annotation, molecular function: luteinizing hormone receptor activity; follicle-stimulating hormone receptor activity. Gene Ontology annotation, cellular component: membrane. The record is from RefSeq and is a predicted model, not a curated record. The transcript is spliced from 11 exons.
ACAUGAAGGCAACACUACUGCUAAAACUUAAAAGAAAAAAGAAGAUAGCCACCUUUUUUUUUUUUUUUGUACUGUAGCUUGAACUGGCAACACUCCAUUUUAUUUACAAAUUCUGUUUUGUUGGUAUUUUGGGGGAAACUUAAGGGUCUAUUUUUUUUAUUAUUAUUCUUUAUUUCACAAAUGACCCCCCAGGUGCUCUGGGUUGCGGUUGCAUUGUCCGGCAUCCUCUCCGUGACCUCCUAUGAGGCGUUCAAAUGUCCACAGAUCUGCCGCUGCACGGCCUCCAGCCUCCGAUGCAGCAACGAUACUCAACGGGCUUCUGACAAUAACACCACAUCCAUAGUUCUCAAACACCUGGAUCUUGAAGAACUUCCAACACACGCCUUCAAGCAACUGAUCAACAUAAAAGCGAUUAAGAUCUACUACAGCACUGUAACCCGGAUACAGACACACGCCUUCCUCUCCAUCCACAGCUUGAGAGAAAUCACUCUUAAAAAUAUGAAAAAUCUGAGGACAAUUGAAAAGGGAGCCUUCACUGACCUGCCCGAUCUGAAUUAUUUGUGCAUCUUUGGCACUGGGGUGAUGCACUUCCCAGACUUCUCCUCUAUAUCCUCCUCAGCAUUCCCAUUCAGCCUAAAAAUGCAAGGAAACAUGGCCAUAAAAAAUAUUCCUGCCAAUUCCUUCAAUGGUAUGACAAAGAUGACCAGCGACAUAAGCCUGAUCGGUAGUGGUUUCAAGGAAAUCAACGCACAUGCGUUCAAUGGAACCUUCAUCAGAACACUAGAUUUAAGAUACAACCGACAUCUGUGCAGCCUUCCAGAAGCUGCUUUCGAGGGAGCCUCUGGCCCGCUUUAUCUGGAUGUUUCCUACACAGCUUUGACAUCGCUCCCCCAAACGGGUUUAGAGCAAGUAAAGCGCUUGAAAGCAAAUUCUACUUUUGCUCUGAAGCGCCUUCCUCCAUUGGAGAGUCUGGCUGAACUUGGGGUGGCCGAGCUCCCGUACGCAAGCCAGUGCUGUGCCUUCCGCGUCUGGUACAGCAAGCACAGACAAGAGGCCCGCAAGAAUCCAAACCCAUUUUGUCAAUGGAUACACAAACAUUUUGGUCGAGGCAUUGACCUCUACAAAAAGAAUCCACAAUUGGAAGAUAUUUGUCCCAGCCAUGACGGCAUCAAGUGCACGCCAGAGAAAGAUCCUUUUAACCCUUGCGAGGACCUCCUGGGUCCCGUCCUGGGCAAUGUCACAUGGAUAAUAGCCUUUUUGACCAUUGUUGCGAACAUAACAGUGUUGGUCAUGCUGCUCUUUACCGGUCGCAAGCUAACUAUCUCACGAUUUCUUAUAUGUAACCUUGCCCUGGCAGACCUGUGCAUGGGCUUUUACCUGAUGCUCAUUGCCCGCAUGGACUGCCACUCUCGCCACGAGUACUACAACCACGCCAUGGAAUGGCAGACGGGCCCUGGAUGCGACACCUCAGGCUUCCUGACAAUGUUCUCAAGCGAGCUAUCCGUUUAUACGCUCACUGUGAUAAGCUUCGAACGCUGGUACACCAUUAUCAAUGCCAUGGAUCUAAACAAGAGGCUGGGGAUGCACCAUGUGGUGGCCAUCAUGGUUGCAGGUUGGGUCUUCUCCCUGCUGGUUGCUAUGCUGCCCUUAGUGGGAGUCAGCAGCUACAGCAAAGUCAGCAUCUGUCUCCCAAUGGAUAUUGACUCGUGGGUUUCCCAGGCGUACGUGAUGGUUGUGUUAUUGCUUAAUGUCCUUGCAUUUCUGGGGGUGUGUUUCUGCUACGUGUGCAUCUACCACAGUGUCCGCAAGCCAGAGCCUGCCAAUCACUACAAUGACACAAAGCUUGCCAAGCGCAUGGCGGUGCUCAUUUUCACCGACUUCCUUUGCAUGGCGCCAAUCUCCUUCUUCGCAAUCUCUGCGACACUGCACAUGCCCCUGAUCACCGUGUCUCACUCCAAAAUUCUACUCAUCAUUUUUUAUCCCAUCAACUCACUCUGCAACCCUUUCCUCUACACCAUCUUCACUCGGGGCUUCAGGAAAGAAGUGCGCCUGCUGCUCCAACGUUGGGGAAUACUCUCGUAGCAUUUAAAGGUAAAGCUCCACAGCUCCCAAAUUACCUGCAUCGAAAUAAUGCCCAGCACAAAAACACACUUUACUUAUUCUGCUAUUCACUCAAAUGGAUGGAUGGAUGGAUGGAUGCAUAUGUUUCAGCGUAUACUAUAUUAUAUAUUAUACUCUACGUUAACUGUAUAAGCAGAAUCAGAAGUAUCUUCAUUGGCUGGAACGCUGACCUUUGACGUCCUGACUUUUGGAACAACUACAAGGCCAAAGAUAGACAACCUUAGGGCCCGCAAGGCUUAAUAGGGUAAAAGCUUGAAAACUUUGAAAACUUGAAAAACAGAAAAAGAACCUUAAAAAUCACAUUGGGAGCAAAUGCAGUGAUGGAAUGUGUUCCCUUCUUCUGGUGUUGAUUAAGAUACAUUCUGCUUCUGUAGCAACUGUUGGACCAGACCAGAAAGCAGGGCAUUACGGUAAUCAAUCCGACUGGGGGAAAAAAAGCAUGCAUUAACAUCUCGGUGUUGGCUCUACAUAGAAUGGCGUGGACGCUGGCUAUGUUCUUUCUAUGAUAAUAACCUGUUUUUGUGAGAAUUUUUUUACGCGUGCAAUAAAAGUGAGAAAGGUCUAGAAUAACACCCAGGUUUUUCAUAAGUAGGGAAGGAUUUAAGAACUGUGCUAGUAGUUGAGUCAGAGGGGCUAUAGCUAAGACUUCAGUUGUGUCCUGGUUAAACUGAAGUCUUGCCAUCCAGUAUUUGAUAUUUAAAAUAUACUGUAGUUUAAAAGUCAUAAGGAGACAUCACAUAGUUACACAUCAUGAGCAUAGCUGUGGAAGUUCCCUCCAUGCCUCCUGAUGACACUCCCAAGAGGGAGGAUAUGCACAUUGUGGAAGAUGGGUUAACAUUGAUCCUUGUGGAACACCACGUUAUUUCAUGGCUAUCUAAACUUAUAAACCUUGUCAGUGGAGUGGAAAAGAAAAAUAGAUAUUUGUGUAUAGUACGAGGGAGGACAACCAAAUGUUUAAGUCUAUUUAAAAGAAUAGUCUGGCCUACUGUGUUGAAGGAAAGACUAAAAUUCAGGAGAAUCAGCUCAGUGAAUUGACACUUACCAGAACUGACUCAAAAAUUUUGAGGGCCAUGCUAAAACCAGACUGAGACUUUUCAAGAGUAUUGAAAUUUCUUAACAAGCAAAAUCAUCUCAUUGAAUCAAUUAUCUUUUUUAAGAUUGUGCCUAUUGAUGGUGGUUUUUAAUUAUUAUUUUGCGUGUGUCCUGUUUGGCUGUUGGUGAGAAAGUAUGAAUGAGUGAGUAGUGUGAGCAUGUGCUGAGUGAGUGAUUAAGAGGCAAGGCUCCCACAGGUCCGCCCCAUCAGGCUGGACACAUCCAGACCCACAGCAUCACCCCCAGGACUACCCCCUCCAACACCCCUGCCGUUACCCAUUACCAACCACCAGGGCAGUCGUUGUUAAAAUUAUUAAAAUGGGAAUAGCUCUUCUUCAGAAGGGGCGUUACAACCGCUGCUUUGACGUGCACAGGGAAGAUUCUCUCCUGAAGAGAGCAACUUAGAAAUGUUGAAAAGCCCUUAUGUAAAAAUCCAUAAAAUGUUUUCAAAAUUGAUGAGGGAAAUGGGUGUAAAAGACAUGAUGGACUCAGACUCUGUCAAGUAUCUCAGCAGCAAUCAGCACAAAAUUGUGCAAGGUCUCCUCAGGUAAAGAUGCAAUAUUUGGAUAAAAUGCUGCAUCCGACAGUCUCGAACUUUACACAGGAGUGGACUGCCAAGUCUUCACUGACAAUUCCAGUUGGAGUAAAAAAAAGUAGCUGUUAAAAUCCUGAUUCAAUAACUAUUAAAUGGCAGAGAGUAAAACAUUUUGAUUUUUUGUGUGUGUGAUUACCUUGGCAAAAUAAGCAUUUCUAAGAAAUCUCAUUUUUAUUAUAAAAUAUAAAUUGAUCUCAGAAAAUCUGUUAAUUGAUUCUUCUCUCUGCCAGCCCCCGGUUUUGUUUUCAUUUAAGGCCAAAUAAUCCAUUCAUGAUGUUGUUCUAAAUGUACAUUUCUCUGAGCAGUCAACAUAAGAGCAAAUGUUGAGCUGUGUGGCCUGAGCGCCGACCUUUGUAUGUACCAUUUACAGUCACCCAUUCAUAGUCAAAGUCAUUGUCUAUGAAAUGGGAAAAACAUGAAAAGUAAAAUUUGCCAUUCGUUGGUAAGCUCCUCUCAUCAUUUUCAUGAGAGCCGCUAGACCUUGUCAAAACGUAAAAUUUAUGUAAUUGAUAUUUAAUAUACUGUGUUGCUCACACUGCACUGCACAGCCAAAGUAGUUCCUGGACUACAAAAUCUUCCAUUCCACGUUCUGUCAUAUUAAUGGUUAGGCUUGACCAAGUUUUAAUUGGAAUUUCGAGGUACAUCAAAAAUUGAACUUCAGAACAUUUUGGUGGGGUUUAUACUGUAUAUUAUCAAAACUAUUCUUAUGAUUGCACUUUUGCGCAUUGUGUAUAAUAUUGGAUUCUGUGUUAAAUGUAAUUUGAGUGUAGAAGUUUCCAAUUUUAUCAAUCCACAAACUACUGAUAAUUAAAUAUGCACUCAUGAAACCCUAAGGGACUUCUUGACUGUUUAGACUGUGAACUUCAACAAUAAAACAUUUUUGUAAAGAUAAA